CAAAAUUUGCUUCCAAAGUACGACGGUCCCACUCAGCAUUCGUGCCUGCUACACGGUGAUGGGCUUCCUGGCGCUGGAACGACAGGAACUCUUGCGCGGUAUCAAGAUUUGUCGUGCGGCGUCGGAUAAAUCUGUUGGACACCUCGUUCGGUUCGACUUAAUCCACCCUGCAAAAGUGAAGGUGCCGUCGUUCGUCGUGAAGGGUGUGCUUUUUGUUCAAUUGUUCAAUUGUUCGAUUUUUUCUUUUCCGACCAGGCGUGUGCGAAAGUUCCUUUUAACAAAAGCAAAAUAGUUUUGUAACUUAAUUACUAUAGAUACAUGACCAGCCUGCUCACAGCCUAUUUGACUUUGAAAAAGUGCAAAAGUGAAUUAAGUUCGUCGGGGAAAAAUGGGCAGUGCGAAGCUGGCUCCACCAGCAGCAGCAGCAGUGGCAAAGACCAUGAAUGUCGCGAUUACCGCUUAUGCCACCGCUACUGAAGUACGGUGGGCCCACUCAGCUUCGAGUAUGUUCAAUCAGGAAAAAACAACAUCCCAAAUCUUGGCUCACACUGAUGGAGCGGAUGCUGUUCUAUUCCGGCUAAAUGCACGCAGGCUGCUACGCAGUGACAUUUUCUGGUGCAGUAGCGCAAGGGCGGCAUCACAAUUUGCAGCACGGGGGAGAGCAUUGACUGCGAGAACAUCGGAUAAAUCUGCUGGGACAUCCCACGGCACAUCACUGUUGACGGAGCGGUGAUCAUUUUGGACGGAUCGGCGCAGAUCGUUACGGUGUAGAACUGGAUCAAUAAGCACCGACUGCAGUGAAUGAUUUUUGUUCAUUAAGAAGAUCCAUUUCGGCACCAUCGUUUCCGUUCCCAACAUUCACCACGGAGCGGAACGUCAACCUUGCGUUUAAUGCAUGAUUAGAUCGUUAUAUUUUACUACGCAAAGUUCUUGUAAAUGUCUGAAAGGUAAAUAAAUAUAUUUUAUUUGUAUUUUAUCUUUUCUUACAAAUUAUUUACAAAAAAAACAUAAUAAGAUUGGACCAGCUUUAAA
Armigeres subalbatus is the source of this 1032-nucleotide messenger RNA. RefSeq lists its product as uncharacterized. Lineage: Eukaryota; Metazoa; Arthropoda; Insecta; Diptera; Culicidae. The coding region runs from base 389 to 733 and encodes 114 amino acids. The record is from RefSeq and is a predicted model, not a curated record. The transcript has 2 exons.